Talaromyces stipitatus ATCC 10500 is the source of this 402-nucleotide messenger RNA. RefSeq lists its product as uncharacterized. Lineage: Eukaryota; Fungi; Ascomycota; Eurotiomycetes; Eurotiales; Trichocomaceae. The coding region runs from base 1 to 402 and encodes 133 amino acids. The transcript is spliced from 4 exons. The record is from RefSeq and is a predicted model, not a curated record.
AUGGGCUUGAGGGAAUUUUUCAAGAGCCACAAGAACAUGAAGGGCAAAACAGGCCGAACACAGGAAAGUAGUAGUAAUACAACCCUUACUGUCAACUCUUCAUAUGCCAAUAGAGACUCAUGGGACGAAGCUUAUGAUGCACUCCGUACCGAGAACGAGGAUUUGAUUCGGAAAGUGCUGCUUUCACGGCACAGAAAUAGGUCCUCCAGGCGUGAAGAACAGUUACGACAGGUAGUGACCACAGUGGUUGACGAGGUAGACCUCGCUAAAUGGCAAACCAAAGCUGGGAGUCACUCCUUCAUCCUUCGUGGCCAAUUUGACCAAGCAGUCAAGAUUGUCAUAGCAUCAAAGGACUUUAUAUCUUCGGCUGUCAGUUCUGACCCUCACGCUGCAUUGGCCUGA